This is a messenger RNA of Spinacia oleracea (spinach), 2255 nucleotides long. RefSeq lists its product as uncharacterized. Lineage: Eukaryota; Viridiplantae; Streptophyta; Magnoliopsida; Caryophyllales; Amaranthaceae. The coding region runs from base 11 to 1084 and encodes 357 amino acids. The transcript is spliced from 7 exons. The record is from RefSeq and is a predicted model, not a curated record.
GGAGAUUAAGAUGGGUGAAUUAGUGGAUGGUGGAGAAAUGUUCAAGCGAAUAUUUGUGAUGUUUGCAUUCUUUGUUUUCUUAGCUCCUAUAGCUAAUAGGACUGUUGAUUUGGAUUUAGUUAAAGUUCUUGAGGAUGUAGAUGAAAUAAAGAAUCUUGAUUGGAGUGAAUAUGUCCAUGAGAGACUUUGUCGAGCUAUUAGGAAGUAUAAAACUUCAGGCUGCCUGGGUAAUGUUGGUGGUUGCGUAUGGGUUUUACAAUUUGUCUAUUUCCAUCGCCUUCAAUUUAGGGGCAUUGCAGAGAGUUGUAGUCUUCCGUUGAUGAAGCAUUGGUUUGGUACCAAAAUUCACGAAAGGCUUGUUUUGGAAAAGGAUUCAACUUGCUUUGGUAGUGGUAUAUUAAAUACGGUGACCUACCCUGUUUGUCAAAAGUUGGGUUUUGAAGAUGGUUUUGCCAAGAUUUGUGGUAGGGAUACAUGCGAUAAUGAUGCUGCCAAUGAUGAUGAGAACCAUAUACGGUUCAUCAUUCCUGAUGGUCAAUUGUCAAAUUCAGUAAUUCAAUCAAUUGCAACUGAUGCAAUCCAUGCGGAGUAUUUGAGAAUGAAGAGGAACUUGGAAAUUGUUUCAAAUUUCCAUUUGAAACAACUUGAAGCUAAAUUAGCAGUGAAACGCCGCUCAUCUCCAUUGCUAUCGGAUGAUGAUUUGGAUCCAAGGUAUUAUGCCAUGAUGCAAGAAUUGGCUGAGAUGGUACUUUCAGUUCAGUCUAUGCCAGGAGGUUUGGAGAAUAUAACUUGUGAUGCAAAACCUUCUGCUAUACCUCGAGAUGUUAGUCCAAAUGAAAAGAUUCAAGAAGUUCUUCAUCAAAUUAAUGUCAACGAAAUCGGUAACGAGACUGCUGUACAGUGUGAUGAACCUCGUAUUGUUGAUGCUAUCACUGAUCCAACUCAGCAGACCAAUGCAGGCGCAACUCUGGAGGUUAUGUACAACCAAACUUAUCUGAGCAUCCGGUUGCACCUCUUCCAAGUGUUGAACCUCUUCCAAGUGUUGCCCCUCUUUCAAGUCAUGAAACUGCUUCAAAAGAAUUAAAAUUUUACAAUCCAACCGUUGGUUAUCAUUCCAUUAUUCACUCUUCUUUCUGUAAUGGCAAGCCUAAAGUCGGAAUUCCAUGUGGUAAGGUUAACGUUGAACCAUUCCUUGUCGGACAUUUCAUGCGUUUUUACAAGAGGAACAUGAAACGUAUGCCUGAGUUGUAUAAAGAAGUUGCUGAUUAUUGCCUUCUGGAUGAUCCUGUCGUAGUGGAUGCAGAGAAAUUCUGGAACUUCUUUGGCAAGAUUCAACUAACGAGGCUGCUAUGGAUCAGCUUCUAGUUUGUUGGAAAGUGUGGACUGAUAUUCACAACUCUGGCUUUGACAUCACCUGUGUUGAACUGGUUUUUGUUCCUGUUUUUCGAGAAAGCCACUUUUUCCUAUCUGUGUUGAAUUUGAAAACCAAAACAAUGCAACACGUGGACAAUCUUGUGUAUAAUGAAGCUCAAAUCAUUGACUUGGAAUUUUUUUCAACAACUCUGUGUGAUCUCCUGGGUAGUUUCCUUGAUGAGAAAGGCCAUAAUCAUGAAGGUGAUAUUGGAACGUUCGCCAUCGAGGAGGUUGAGUUUGAUUGGAAGACUCCCAAAGGUUCUGACCUUGAUUGUGGAGUUUAUACGAUGAUAAUUGAAGGGAUCAAAUGUAGUUAUCCUGAUUUGAAAGAGCAUCUUCAGUAUUUGAAAGAUUUAAUGAUGCCAGAAGUUCAUCAACCAGAGACACACUAGCGGCAUAACCAUCCUCCAUAAGGGUUCUUGUCUCCUCAUUUGACUGGCUUUUCAAGACGAGGUUGUAGUAUUUCCUAGCCAUGGUUUGGCGCCAAGGUGUAUACUGCACCUCUUCCGGAUUUUCAUUUUCUAAUUUGUUCCAAACCGAUGACUUGCCAGAGUUUGUCCACCUCUUUUUGAUGUACUGUUUUGGAAUCUGGUUAACCAAAUGAAGGUGCAAUAUCCUAAUGCAGUGGUAGCACAACCAUCCCGAAGCUUCAAAGUUUUUACACGUACAUGAUACUGUCUGGCUCUCGUGGAUGUAUGUUACUCUCUGUGCAGACCAAGGUUCUUCAUCAAUGGACACAACAUAGAACUGAGUAUUACCUGCAUUAGUAGUAGUAUAUUGUAAAGUUAGGAAAAUCAAUAUAAAAGUUAGCACCGGUGUACUUAAAGUUAUGAAACUUAAUU